ACCAAAUGAGUACAACAACUAAUUAGAAUUUCAUGCAUUAUAGGAUUACAUUUCUCUAGACUAGUUGAAAAGACAUUAUCCAUGAUUCUAAGUGCACUUUUCUUCUAACACAUAAUUCAUUCCCACUCUAUAAAAGCAGCUAUAAUUUUUCUUUAACUCCAUAACAAAAUUAGCCUCUCAUUUGACAAAUAAAAUGUAUCCACAAACUCCAUUAAUUAUCACAUUUUUCAUUAUCCUCCUAUUAGUCUUAUGUAAUGGCUCUUACAUAGUGGAACCGCUUUAUCAUCAAACAAAUUCUAAAUACUACUACCAUGUACAUGAUGGUAGAUUGAUCAAAACAAAACAUCAACAUUUUGGUCACAUAACAAGAACCAAUAGAGAUACCCUUUUUUCUUCAAAGUCUAAAGUAACGGUUAAUGUUGAUGAUUUUGGAGCCAAAGGAGAUGGAAGAGAUGAUAGAGAGGCAUUUAAGAAGGCAUGGAAUGAAGCAUGUUCUAAAGGAGCUAUUCUUGUGGUACCAAAUAGGAUAUAUCGUCUCAAACCAAUAACUUUUUCAGGUCCAUGUCAACCAAAUACUGCCUUUAUGCUCUAUGGAACAAUUGAGGCAUGGCCUCAAAUGUCAGCAUAUGAAGAAGAUAAGCAGCACUGGAUUGUGUUUGAUAGUGUCUCAAAUUUUAAAGUUGAUGGUGGUGGCACUUUCAAUGGCAAUGGCAAAAAAUGGUGGCAAAAUUCUUGCAAAUAUUCCAACAAUAAUAAACUUCCAUGCAAUGAUGAACUAAGACCAACCGCUGUGACAUUCUAUGAUUGCAAGAAUUUGAGAGUCAAAAAUCUAAGUUUCAAAGAUGCACAACAAAUGCAUGUAGCAUUUGAGAGAUGCUUCAAUGUGUUUGUUUCCAAUCUUGUUAUUAGAGCACCAGAGGAUAGCCCUAACACUGAUGGAAUUCAUGUGGCAGAAACACAAAAUAUUGACAUAACAAAUUCUCAUAUUGGGACAGGCGAUGAUUGUAUUUCAAUAGUUAGUGGAUCCAAAUUUGUGCGAGCUACAGAUAUUACCUGUGGACCUGGACAUGGAAUCAGCAUUGGAAGCUUAGGAGCUGAUAAAUCAGAAGCUGAAGUUUCCAAUGUGAUAGUGAACAGAGCCACCUUAACAGGAACAACAAAUGGAGUGAGAAUAAAAACUUGGCAGGGUGGUUCAGGUUAUGCAAGAAACAUCAAAUUUAUGAACAUAGAAAUGCAAAAUGUGACAAAUCCAAUAAUCAUAGACCAAUACUAUUGUGAUCAAACACAACCAUGUCAAGAACAGGGCAGGGCCGUGCAAUUAAGCCAUGUUUUGUACCAAAACAUCAGAGGAACAAGUGCUUCAGAAGUUGCUAUAAAAUUUGACUGCAGCAGAAGCAUUCCUUGUAGAGAAAUUUACUUGCAUGAUGUGAUUUUAGAACCAGAAGGUGGUGGUAGUGGAACUACUGCUACAUGUGAAAAUGUUGGAUAUGUGAAUAGUGGGAAGUUUUAUCCUCAAUGCUCUCCUUGAUGAAAGAAAAGAGAAAAGUUAAGUCAAUUUGGAUAGAGUUCUCUACAAAUGUUAUUAAAUAUUUUCUUAUAAUGUGUAUGGAUUUUUAAAAGUGUGUCUAGAUAGAGUAAUUAAAAAUUGGGAAAUAAAAUAAGUGUCUAUUUUAAUUGCAAAUUCAAAUUGUUGCUCACAAAAGUAAUAAUUUGAGUUGUCGUAUCCACAGACUUAUUGUGUGAUAUUUUGUCAUUAACAAAGUUUAUAAUCUACUGUUAAAAAAUACUAGCUACUAAUUAUCAAUAAGUUUCAACA
Trifolium pratense (red clover) is the source of this 1816-nucleotide messenger RNA. RefSeq names its product polygalacturonase-like. The record is from RefSeq and is a predicted model, not a curated record. Gene Ontology annotation, molecular function: polygalacturonase activity. The coding region runs from base 194 to 1528 and encodes 444 amino acids. The transcript is spliced from 8 exons. Lineage: Eukaryota; Viridiplantae; Streptophyta; Magnoliopsida; Fabales; Fabaceae. Gene Ontology annotation, biological process: fruit dehiscence; anther dehiscence; pectin catabolic process.